Molecule: messenger RNA, 4332 nt
Organism: Puma concolor (puma)
Lineage: Eukaryota; Metazoa; Chordata; Mammalia; Carnivora; Felidae
Source: RefSeq, a predicted model, not a curated record
AUGAUGAUGGCAAGAAAGCAAGAUGUCCGCAUUCCCACCUACAACAUCAGUGUGGUGGGAUUGUCUGGGACCGAGAAGGAGAAGGGCCAGUGCGGCAUUGGGAAGUCUUGCCUGUGCAACCGCUUCGUGCGCCCGAGUGCUGAUGAGUUUCACUUGGACCAUACCUCUGUCCUCAGCACCAGUGACUUUGGCGGGCGAGUGGUCAAUAAUGACCACUUUCUCUACUGGGGAGAAGUUAGCCGUUCCCUGGAGGAUUGUGUGGAAUGUAAGAUGCACAUUGUGGAGCAGACUGAGUUCAUCGAUGAUCAGACUUUUCAACCUCAUCGAAGCACGGCCCUGCAGCCCUAUAUCAAGAGAGCUGCUGCAACCAAGCUCGCAUCAGCUGAAAAACUCAUGUACUUUUGCACUGACCAGCUGGGGCUGGAGCAGGACUUUGAGCAGAAACAAAUGCCAGAUGGAAAGCUGCUGAUUGAUGGUUUUCUUCUUGGUAUUGACGUUAGCAGGGGCAUGAAUAGGAACUUUGAUGACCAGCUCAAGUUUGUGUCCAAUCUCUACAAUCAGCUUGCAAAAACAAAAAAGCCCAUAGUGGUGGUCCUGACUAAGUGUGAUGAGGGCGUUGAGCGGUACAUUAGAGAUGCACAUACUUUUGCCUUAAGCAAAAAGAACCUCCAGGUUGUGGAGACCUCAGCAAGAUCCAACGUAAACGUGGACUUGGCUUUCAGCACCUUAGUGCAACUCAUUGAUAAAAGUCGGGGAAAGACGAAAAUCAUUCCUUAUUUUGAAGCUCUCAAGCAGCAGAGUCAGCAGAUAGCUACAGCAAAAGACAAGUAUGAGUGGCUGGUGAGUCGCAUUGUCAAAAACCACAACGAGAAUUGGCCGAGUGUCAGCCGAAAGAUGCAGGCCUCUCCUGAGUACCAGGACUAUGUCUACCUGGAAGGUACUCAGAAAGCCAAGAAGCUGUUUCUCCAGCACAUCCACCGCCUCAAGCACGAGCACAUUGAGCGCAGGAGAAAGCUGUACCUCGCAGCCCUGCCGUUAGCCUUUGAAGCUCUUAUACCCAAUUUAGAUGAAAUAGACCACCUAAGCUGCAUAAAAACCAAAAAGCUCUUGGAGACCAAGCCAGAAUUCCUGAAGUGGUUUGUUGUGCUCGAAGAGACACCGUGGGAUGCCACCAGCCACAUUGACAACAUGGAGAAUGAGCGGAUUCCCUUUGACUUGAUGGAUACCGUCCCUGCCGAGCAGCUGUACGAGGCCCACUUAGAGAAGCUGCGGAACGAGAGGAAAAGAGCUGAGAUGAGAAGGGCAUUUAAAGAAAACCUGGAGACCUCUCCCUUCAUAACUCCCGGAAAGCCUUGGGAAGAGGCCCGUAGUUUUAUUAUGAACGAAGAUUUCUACCAGUGGCUGGAAGAAUCCGUAUACAUGGAUAUUUAUGGCAAACACCAAAAGCAAAUUAUAGACAGAGCAAAGGAAGAGUUUCAGGAGCUGCUUUUGGAAUAUUCAGAGUUGUUUUAUGAGCUGGAGCUGGAUGCUAAGCCCAGCAAGGAGAAGAUGGGUGUCAUUCAGGAUGUUCUGGGGGAGGAACAGCGAUUUAAAGCAUUACAGAAGCUCCAAGCAGAGCGUGAUGCCCUUAUCCUGAAGCACAUUCAUUUUGUGUAUCACCCAACCAAGGAAACGUGCCCUAGCUGCCCAGCUUGUGUGGAUGCUAAGAUCGAGCACUUGAUUAGUUCUCGGUUUAUCCGACCAUCUGACCGGAAUCAGAAAAAUUCACUGUCUGACCCCAACAUUGAUAGGAUCAACUUGGUUAUCUUAGGCAAAGAUGGCCUUGCACGUGAGUUGGCCAAUGAGAUUCGAGCUCUCUGUACAAAUGAUGAUAAGUAUGUGAUAGAUGGUAAAAUGUAUGAGCUUUCCCUGAGGCCGAUAGAAGGGAAUGUCAGGCUUCCUGUGAACUCUUUCCAAACGCCAACAUUUCAGCCCCACGGCUGCCUCUGCCUUUACAAUUCAAAGGAAUCUCUAUCCUAUGUGGUGGAGAGUAUAGAGAAGAGUAGAGAGUCCACACUUGGCAGGCGAGAUAACCAUUUAGCCCAUCUUCCCCUGACGUUGAUCUUAGUUAACAAGAGAGGAGACACCAGUGGAGAGACCCUGCAUAGCCUAAUACAACAAGGUCAGCAGAUUGCUAGCAAACUUCAGUGUGUCUUUCUCGACCCUGCUUCUGCUGGCAUCGGUUAUGGACGCAACAUUAAUGAAAAGCAAAUCAGUCAAGUUUUGAAGGGACUCCUGGACUCCAAGCGUAACUUAAACCUGGUCAGUUCUACUGCUAGCAUCAAAGAUCUGGCUGACGUUGACCUGCGAAUUGUCAUGUGUCUGAUGUGUGGAGAUCCUUUCAGUGCAGAUGACAUACUCUAUCCUGUCCUUCAGUCCCAGACCUGUAAGUCUUCCCAUUGUGGAAGCAACAACUCUGUUUUACUUGAACUACCGAUCGGACUCCACAAGAAGCGCAUUGAGCUGUCUAUUCUUUCGUACCAUUCCUCAUUUAGCAUCAGAAAAAGCCGGUUGGUCCAUGGGUACAUUGUUUUUUAUUCAGCCAAACGUAAGGCCUCCUUGGCUAUGUUGCGUGCCUUUCUUUGUGAAGUGCAGGAUAUUAUCCCCAUUCAGUUGGUCGCACUCACUGACGGCGCUGUAGAUGUCCUGGACAAUGACUUAAGUCGGGAACAGCUGACCGAAGGGGAGGAGAUUGCUCAAGAGAUUGACGGGAGGUUCACAAGCAUCCCUUGUAGCCAACCCCAGCACAAACUUGAGAUCUUCCACCCAUUUUUUAAGGAUGUGGUGGAUAAAAAGAACAUAAUCGAGGCUACUCAUAUGUACGAUAACGCUGCCGAGGCCUGUAGCACCACGGAAGAGGUGUUUAACUCCCCCCGAGCGGGCUCUCCACUCUGCAACUCCAACCUGCAGGAUUCAGAAGAGGAUAUCGAGCCCCCUUCUUAUAGCUUGUUUCGAGAAGACACGUCACUGCCCUCUCUGUCCAAAGACCAUUCUAAGCUCUCUAUGGAACUGGAGGGAAAUGAUGGGCUGUCGUUCAUCAUGAGCAAUUUUGAGAGUAAACUGAACAACAAAGUACCUCCACCAGUCAAACCAAAGCCUCCUGUCCAUUUUGAAAUCACAAAGGGGGAUCUGUCUUAUUUAGACCAAGGCCAUAGAGAUGGGCAGAGGAAGUCUGUGUCUUCUAGCACCUGGCUACCUCCGGAUGGGUUUGAUCCUUCUGAUUAUGCUGAACCCAUGGAUGCUGUGGUCAAGCCAAGGAACGAAGAAGAAAACAUAUAUUCAGUGCCCCAUGACAGCACCCAAGGCAAAAUCAUCACCAUUCGGAAUAUCAACAAAGCCCAGUCCAACGGCAGUGGCAACGGUUCCGACAGUGAAAUGGACACCAGCUCUCUAGAGCGAGGCCGCAAGGUGUCCAUCGUGAGCAAGCCCGUGCUGUACAGGACGAGAUGCAGCCGGCUAGGAAGGUUUGCUAGUUAUCGAACCAGCUUCAGUGUGGGGAGCGAUGAUGAGCUAGGGCCCAUUCGGAAAAAAGAGGAGGAUCAGGCGUCUCAAGGUUAUAAAGGGGACAAUGCCGUCAUUCCAUAUGAAACAGACGAAGACCCAAGGAGGAGGAAUAUUCUUCGCAGUCUACGGAGGAACACUAAGAAACCAAAGCCCAAACCCCGGCCGUCCAUCACAAAGGCAACCUGGGAGAGUAACUAUUUUGGGGUGCCCUUGACAACUGUCGUGACUCCAGAGAAGCCCAUCCCUGUGUUUAUUGAGAGAUGUAUUGAGUACAUUGAAGCCACAGGACUGAGCACAGAAGGGAUCUACCGGGUCAGUGGGAAUAAGUCGGAGAUGGAGAGUCUGCAGAGACAGUUUGAUCAAGACCACAACCUGGAUUUGGCAGAGAAAGACUUUACAGUGAAUACCGUGGCUGGUGCCAUGAAGAGCUUUUUCUCAGAGCUGCCAGACCCCCUGGUCCCGUACAACAUGCAGAUUGAUCUGGUGGAGGCACACAGUGAGUAUACUGAGGGCCCCUCACCACCCGAGUCGUCCUUCAAAGAGGAUCUGAAGCCGGAGAGCGCUGCGGCCUGGCAGAAGGCAGGGGACCCGCAGCAGAUGUGGGGGACCGGGAGACGGAGCCUGUGCCCGGCCGCCCUCCCCCCACCGGUCUUACGUCCUUGGCGCUGCCUCUUGGUGUCGCCCCAGCCAGCGUGUAGGGAAGACCAAGGGAGCCAGCAUCCCUGUGGCACCAUGGAUGGGAAGGAGAAGACCGGCACCUGUCACUCCAGCCCCGCUUCCCGCCUCUAG